Penaeus vannamei (Pacific white shrimp) is the source of this 1562-nucleotide messenger RNA. Lineage: Eukaryota; Metazoa; Arthropoda; Malacostraca; Decapoda; Penaeidae. The record is from RefSeq and is a predicted model, not a curated record.
AAAACAAGCUAUAUCAACAUGAUUCCCUUGGACUCGGCAAGAUGGCGUGGAAGGGCGCUGAGGUUAGUCGUCGCCGCUCUCGUCGCAAUGGCUUCCGUCCGUUAUAUUUCGUCCAUCUCUUCUGGUGAGGAUUCGUCCAUCUCUUCUGAACCUGCACCGCUCCGGCAGUUCGAACCCCAGACCAAGUUCUCCCUUCGCAAUUCCUACAGCAAAAGAGAAAUAACACAGAGAAGCCAAGACCAAACGCUGGCACGGAAGACAUUGCGAAAUCCUUCCAAUAAAGGGCAGGAACCCCACGCCAAGCCAGCGCCCCGUGUGAAGAUUCUGAACAUCGUCAGCGUCUCCGGAUUCGAACAGGACGACCCACGUCUCGUCACCUACGUCCGGCAGCGCAUGCGACCCCCGGCUCCCGUGUGGCAGCCCUACAACCUCGCGAAUCCUGAGAAAACUGACUUCUCCCAGUCUAACCAGAGCACUUAUGCUGAUAAAGAAUUUCUUCAUGGGAUGACUAACGGUUUCUUCGUGGAGAUGGGAGCGGUCGACGGAGAGCUAAUGAGCAACAGCCUCUACUUCGAAAGAGCGCUGAACUGGACGGGCCUGCUGGUCGAACCCAACCCCGAGGACUUCCACACGCUCACCACUCGAGGGAGGAAGGCCUAUAGCAUACACGCUGCCGCCUCGCCGAAGAACAAGUCGGCGAGAGCGAAAUCUCUGAGUGUAUUCAACAGGAGGAAGCAGCUCUUCGGCCGCCUGGGUGUGGACGAAGGAACCGGUGUCCCCGUUUGGCGCUUCCCUCUCUACGCCAUGCUCGCCGCCCUCAAUGUCACUGUGGUCGAUUUUCUUUCCCUUGACGUGGAGGGAGACGAACUGGAGGUGCUGAGAACCAUCCCUUGGGAUAGAAUUACCAUUCGCCUCAUGUGCGUCGAGAUAAACCACAUCAAGGGAGGACCCAAAAGAGUUAUCGAAUAUAUGCUCAAACAAGACUAUAUCUUCCUUGGGAUUCGUAUCAUCGAUGCUUGGUUCGGUAAAAAGCAUCUCAUUGAAGAAACGUUACAUUCAAAGCUACACGUCUAAUAUGUUAUACAUGUCUUCCUAAAAACAAAUUAGGACUGUAGUAUGGAGUACGAAUUACAGCCGUUUUUUAUUAUUGUAUCUGCUUAUCAUUUUUCAGUGGUAUCUAUGCUGCUGUGUUUAAUAUAUCUAACACUACAUACUUGCAGUGGAAUCUAGUUUAUCAAGUUCUCUAUUGUAAAACAGAAAAUGAACAAGAAAAUAUUAAAUGACUAAAUUUUUCAGUCUCAUGAAAUGUAGGCUCUUUGUGUAACACAGAGUAUUAUCAGACAGCAGCUGCAGGAAGCAAUGUUAUUCUCAGCAUCAUGCUAAUGCUGUAUUGUAAUGAUGGCAGCAUAUAUAUACCACAACCCGUGAGCUGGAAGGCACAUUUCAUGCAGAAGUCCAUAAUAUCCAUCACUAAGAACUGAAAGAAAUCUCUUUUUCAUAAAUAAAAAAUAGCACUAAUACUGUAUCUUUGCACAAGUUUAGAAUUUGAUGUUUACCAGUGA